Molecule: messenger RNA, 1776 nt
Organism: Oryzias melastigma (Indian medaka)
Lineage: Eukaryota; Metazoa; Chordata; Actinopteri; Beloniformes; Adrianichthyidae
Gene: tyw5
Product: tRNA-yW synthesizing protein 5
Exons: 9
Coding region: 253-1248 (331 amino acids)
Biological process (GO): wybutosine biosynthetic process
Molecular function (GO): tRNA binding; 2-oxoglutarate-dependent dioxygenase activity
Source: RefSeq, a predicted model, not a curated record
GGAUCUGUUCAGCACGGUUCUGAUGCUGAAGAACUGCUGGGUGAAGCUGAAAGCUGCGGGCCGCCUGGGACGAAGUCUGUAAACGAACAGAACCAUCUUUGUCCCGUCCGGAGCCUGUUUGUCCGCCUUUCUUUAUGCUCCGGGGAAGAAUUUCGGUGUAACACCGGCGUGUUUGCUUACAGCUGCAGACUGGCUGGCUUUUAGGCUUUUUCUGGAUCGACUCAAUGAUUUCUGCUCAGAAAAUCAGGAGAAAUGGAGCAGCAGGAAAUAAAAUCCGUCUCGAUAUUUACCGGGGUGGACAGAGAAAAGUUCCUGCAGGAAAUCUAUCCCGAGCGCCGGCCAGCCGUCCUCAGAGGAGUUCCUCUGGGCCCGUGUCAGCAGCUCUGGACCACUGAAUAUCUUGCACAGCAAGGAGGAGACAAGGAGGUGAAGAUCCACGUCUCCACGGUGCCACAAAUGGACUUUCUGCGUAAAAACUUUGUGUAUAGGACUCUGCCGUUUAACGAGUUUGUGAAAAGAGCUUCUGAGAAAAAGCACUCCGACUUCUUUCUGUGUGAGGAGGAAAGUUAUUACCUUCGGUCUCUGGGAGAAGACGUCAGAAAGGAACCUGCUGAUCUGAGGAAGCAGUUCCCAAACCUGGCGGAGGAUUUUCUCAUCCCUCCCUUCUUCGAGCCGGAUCAGUUCUUCUCCAGCGUUUUCCGGAUCAGCUCCUGCGGCCUGCAGCUGUGGACGCAUUACGACGUGAUGGACAACCUGCUGGCUCAGGUGAGCGGGACCAAGAGGGUGGUUCUGUUCAGCCCCCAGGAUGCUUUGCACCUCUACCUGUCCGGGGAUAAGUCUGAGGUUCUGGACGUCGACCAUCCCGACCUGCAGAGGUUCCCGGACUUCGUCAGAGCGGGUCGGCACGAGUGCGAGCUGCAGCCUGGAGAUCUGCUCUUCAUCCCCGCCCUGUGGUUCCACAACACGCUCGCCCUGCAGUUUGGCGUGGGCGUCAACGUGUUCUGGCGCCACCUGCCUGCGGACAGCUACGACAGGAAGGACCCGUACGGGAACAAAGACCCGCAGGCCGCGGCCCGAGCGUUGCAGGCACUGGACAGAGGGCUGCACGCUCUGGAGGAGCUGCCCGCAGACUACCGGGACUUCUACGGCCGCAGGAUGAUCCAGCGCAUCCAGCAGAGGGCGCUCUGCAGCAGACUAGGAGGGACACACGACCAGGAGGACGUUGCGUUAUCCAGCAAACCUGGAUAAGAAAACGAAGGAACUUAGCUCACAAAAAUAUGUUGUGGAUUAGAUUUGCUCUUUUUAACCUUUAAAAAAGCUUAAUUAUGUAUAUAAAAAAGAAAAACAAAAUUAGUGAUUGGAAAAUAAAAGAUGCAAAUCUUUUUAAGACUCUUAAAAAAAAUCCUCUUAACUUCCUGACUACAAAAAAGUCAAAAUUUGUUUUAAAUCCACCAAAAACUACAAUUCCCAGAGCCCCGCCCCUGCACAUUCGGUGUCCUGGAAAAGCCCCAAAUGUCCUCCGUACAGGACGGAGUGUGUUAAGUAUUUUGCAGUAGUUAGGAGAUAUUCAUGUUUAGAAAAGUCCUCUGGUAGUCGGGAUGUUUGGAAACUUUCGAGAAAGCUCUUAAAACGAGCCCACAUCAUCAUACUUCCACCGAGCUUUAAGGUGAAACCUCUAUAAGUCUUGAUUUUACCAACAGAUUUUCUGAUUUUUUUUCAGAAGUUUCUGUAAAUUAUUCUACAAUGAAUAAUAAAAAUACAUUUUGAUCAAACCAA